Paramecium sonneborni is the source of this 2842-nucleotide messenger RNA. The record is from the annotation of a GenBank genome assembly. NCBI's taxonomy places the organism in Eukaryota, Ciliophora, Oligohymenophorea, Peniculida, Parameciidae.
AUGAAUAAUUAGCAAUAAAUUAUAGCUGUCUUAAAUAAAAUCAAAGAAUCUUAAUAAAAAAUCAAAGUUAAGACAUCUAAAUAUCUUAAAUAGCUUGAUAUAUUCAAAAUGCAAUUAAAUACUCAAGAAAUUAGAUUACUUUUAAUAGGUAAUGAAUAAUUACCAUAUGGAUUAUUGUAUUGUAUUGGAAAUAAAUCAAAAGUUGAUGGAAGUCUAAGAAAAUCUGCUUAUUAUAGUGCAGAAUUAUUUCUUAGUAUUUUAGAAAAACAUCCUUAGAGAGUUGAAUUUAUUAAAGUAUUUGCUGAUCUUGAAGAUGAUGAAUACAAAUUACUUUCAUUAUCUACUCAUGUUUUAGCUGAUAAAAAAAUAUAAGAUAAAGGACUUGUUGCUUUUAAAAUUAUCAAAUUUCUAAAAGAUGAAAGACCUCAUUUUAAUCUUGAAUACGUUCUUGAAAUAAAAAAACUCAAAGAAUAAUUUGAAACUUGGUAUAAGAGUGUUAGAGUUUAAUAAAUUUAAGAACAAAUUAAAUAAACAUCAUGGAAAGAAUCUGAUUAACCUCCUCCAGAGAAUUUGAAUUUCUAAAGGGAAUAAAAUAAAAGAUAAAAGAAAUUAGAACAUAUUUCUUUAUAAUGGGAUGGAAAUCCAGAAUAUUUAAUUAAAACUUUUUAUAACCCUUUUAUUCCUUAAUAAAGAACUACUAAAUCUAGUAAAAAUAGAGAUGCAGCAUUAAAAAAAAAGUAAAUUGCUGAAAGUUUGAAUGCUGUUAUUGAUGUAGAAUCAGUUGAAUAAAUCAAAUAAUAAAUUAAAAAUUUAGAUAAAGUUAUUGUUAAAAUUCAUCUUGAUUCUCCAUAAUUUGAUGCAUAAACAUUUUUAAAAUUAGUAUAACCAUAAAUUACAAAAUAAUCUAUGCUUAUGUUGUAAUAGUAAAAUGUAGAAAUGAAUAAAAAUAUUGUCUAUUAUUUUAUAGAUGAUUUUUUUUGUAUUAAUUAAGGAAUCUUAUAGAUUCAUAAUGAAUUUAUUUCUAAAGAAUACAAAGAUCAAAUAAAAAGAAAAAAAUCCUUGGCAUCUAAUGAUAAAUAAGGUCAACCGAUGCAAGUUGAUCAAAUAUUAAUUUUAGGAUCUCUAUCCAAAAGAACAUUUUAAUUAUUAUCAAAAUUGAACUCUAUUUCACAAUCAAUGAAUUAAUUAAGAAUUAGUUAACAAAAUUUAAAAUCUGUUAUUGAUUUUAUAAGAAAAUGUGAAUAAUAUGUUUAAUUACCUAAUUAAUUAAAAGAAGCCUAUUUAUAAAGAAAUAAUGCUCAAGUUAUGAAACUUAUUUCCCUUUAGAAGGAAAAUAUGAAUCAAUAUAAAAAUAUAUCUUUGUUUAAAUAGUUGAAUGAAUAAAUAGAUCAAAUAAUGAAAUAAAUAUAUAAUGAUAUGCUUCAAUAAAUAAAACAAGAAAAUUUAGAAUAUAGUCAGAUUUUAGAAAUAGCAGAAUACAUAAAUGAACUAAAUCUAAAUUAAAAGAGCACUUAAGAUAUUGUUAAUCAUCUUUAAGAAUCUAUAAAGACGAGUUUUAAUUCAUAUUUUAAUAAGACAUUGUAAUAAAGAGAUAAUGAAGCUUAUUAAGUUGAAAAUAUAAGAGGAGAUUUUAUAAUUGAAUUUCUUUAAUAAUGUACUUUACCGCAAAAAGAUUUACAACUUUAAAAUUGUAAAGCUUUAGAAAAUUUUAUAAAUGGUAAAUUUAGUAAACAGGUUAAAUAAUAUUAAAAUUUAUGUAGAGAUCUUAAUAUAAACCCAAACAUGCAAAAAUUGAAAGAAGAAAUUGAGAAUAAGAUGUUAUUAUUCUUGGAUUAAGCUUAAAAGUCGUGGUUUUGUUAACAAUACAGUGCAAUAUUGUGUUAAAGAAUAAACCAAGAUAUAGAUUCUAUAAAGAAUAUGGCUUUGAUAUUAUCAAAUUUAUUAGGUGAAACUCCUAAAAUUGAUAAUUUUAUAAGUGAUAUAGAAGUUAAGUCAUUAUCUUUAUAAUUCUCAAAUUAUACAUUAAAAUAGAUAAAAAUAAAUUUUGUAGUUCCAUAAAGAGAUUUUUUUGGAGUCAAUUUUUCUGAAUUUAUGUUAUAAAUAUUUAAUGAGAUAUUAAAGUAAGAAUAUAUUAAAUUAAAAUAGAAUUUCAAAAAACAAAAAUGUUGAUGGAGUUCUUUUUUUAUAAUUAAUAAAAGACAGUUUGGAUUAUGUUUAAUAAAGUUGUAAAGAAGCCUGUGAUUAUUUGAUAUUUUUGCACAAUAUAAAGUUGAUUUCUAGUUAAAUCAAAGAUUUAGCUUAGAGUGUGUAUUAAAGUUCAAGAAAGUUUAAGACCUUUAAAGAAUUUGCAGAGCCCAUUCAAUAGUAAAUAAAUGGAAUGUUAUCUAAGUAUCAUUAGCCAUGUCUUCAGAACUAUGUCAAAUUAUUAAACCUUGAUCCACCAUAAAUUAUGGAUAUUAUACCUAGACCCUAUGUUGUAUAAUGGUUAACAGUUUUAAAUGAAUAGGCUGUAGUUUUGGCCUAAAUUAGUUUAGAUUAAUCAACUACUGAUUCAAUUAUGUCAUUUAUUGUUAGCUAAUGUUUUAAGAAUAUAGAAGCUGUAUCCUAGAAUUCUAAACGUGUAAAAUUGUUAGAUUAAUUAAAUUACGAGAUUAAUUUAAUUAAAACUAUGACAAUUACAUUUUAAGGGUCUGUAUCAUAGGAAGGAUUUUAGUAAUUGUAAAGAAAACUAGUAGAAUUAAGCCAAAAUUCCUUAUCAGAGACCACUGAAUGGGCAAGAACUUAAAAAUUUAAAAUGUCAUUUAAUUUUAAAGCUUUAUAUGGUUAUUAUUAACAAUAAUGA